Suncus etruscus (white-toothed pygmy shrew) is the source of this 1636-nucleotide messenger RNA. It is a transcript of the gene TBX6, whose product is annotated as T-box transcription factor 6. Gene Ontology annotation, molecular function: DNA-binding transcription factor activity, RNA polymerase II-specific; RNA polymerase II cis-regulatory region sequence-specific DNA binding. The record is from RefSeq and is a predicted model, not a curated record. Bases 1 to 1281 code for a protein of 426 amino acids. Lineage: Eukaryota; Metazoa; Chordata; Mammalia; Eulipotyphla; Soricidae. The transcript is spliced from 8 exons. Gene Ontology annotation, biological process: cell fate specification; heart looping; positive regulation of DNA-templated transcription. Gene Ontology annotation, cellular component: nucleus.
AUGUAUCACCCACGGGAGUUGUACCCUGCCCUGGGGACAGGAUACCGCCUGGGACCCCCCCAGCCUGCAACAGAGGCCAGCUUCCCACCAGCCCUGGCAGAGGGUUACCGCUACCCAGAUCUGGAACCCCCUAAACUGGACUGCUUCCUCUCCGGGAUCGAGACAGCUCCCCGUGCCCUGGCCGCACCCCCACCUUUGCCCCCUCUGCCCCCUGUCCUGGGCACUGAACAGGGGCCCCCAGCCCCAGAGGCCCUUCACUCGCUCCCAGGAGUCAGCCUGUGCCUAGAGAAUCGGGAGCUGUGGAAAGAGUUCAGCUCCGUGGGCACCGAGAUGAUCAUCACCAAAGCUGGCAGGCGUAUGUUCCCUGCUUGCCGAGUGUCUGUCACAGGCCUGGACCCUGACGCCCGCUACCUAUUUCUCCUGGAUGUGCUCCCAGUGGAUGGGGCUCGCUACCGCUGGCAGGGCCGUCGCUGGGAGCCCAGUGGAAAGGCAGAGCCCCGUCUGCCUGAUCGUGUCUACAUUCACCCCGACUCUCCUGCCACUGGAGCUCACUGGAUGCGGCAACCUGUGUCCUUUCAUCGUGUCAAACUCACUAAUAGCACGCUGGACCCGCAUGGUCAUCUGAUCCUACAUUCCAUGCACAAGUACCAGCCCCGGAUUCACCUGGUACGGGCCACCCAGCUCUGCAGCCAGCACUGGGGUGGUGUAGCCUCCUUCCGCUUCCCUGAGACCACAUUCAUCUCUGUGACAGCCUAUCAGAACCCACGGAUCACACAACUUAAGAUCGCAGCCAACCCCUUUGCCAAGGGCUUCCGGGAGAACGGCAGGAACUGUAAGAGGGAACGAGAUGCCCGUGUGAAGAGGAAACUGCGGGCUGCUGAGCCAGUAGCCACAGAGGCCUAUGGAAGUGGAGAUGGACCAAGUGGGCCCUGUGACUCCACACUGGGCGAUAUUCGGGAGUCUGAGUCACAGCAGGCCCCAGCAGCUCCAUGUGGCGGUGCCAGCGCUGAGGCCUACCUGCUACAUCCCGCAGCCUUCCAUGGGGCCCCUGGACACCUUCCUAGCAGGAAUCCCAGCUUCCCUGAGACUCCAGAUUCAGGGCGCACAGCCCCCUACUCAGCUGCCUUCCUGGAGCUGCAGCCUGGGCCAGGGGGCUCCGGAUACCAGGCUGCUGCAACCCCAGGCCCCUUUGCCUCACACUUCCUGCAAGGAGGCCCCUUCCCACUACCCUACCCCGGGCCUGGGGGCUACUUGGAUGUGGGUACAAAACCUAUGUACUGAGCUAUUGUUGGGGGGAACCCCCUCUGCCUGUCUUCUACCACAAACCUCCAGUUCCCUUCCCCCAGGCCUGUUGCCCCACUUCCACUUGCCCCAUCCCCCACACCAAAUGGCUGCCUUGAGCCUCCCCCCACCCCUACUUCACACUUUGAUUUUACUCCCAACCCCCUCUGGCUUCAAAGCUCUGGCUAAGCUGCUGUGAGUCCAGCUGGGGCCAGCUUCCCCUUCCCCACUCUCACCUCUGUGUGAAUGGAGGGAGGCUCCUGACCAAAUGGGCUAGGCCCAGCACUCCCACCUCCUCGCUUCACCCUGCGGCUCUACCUCCAGGCCCCGGGGACAAGCCACACCAGUCUGCUCU